Messenger RNA from Photinus pyralis (common eastern firefly), 2049 nucleotides. RefSeq names its product protein tweety. The record is from RefSeq and is a predicted model, not a curated record. Gene Ontology annotation, molecular function: intracellularly calcium-gated chloride channel activity; volume-sensitive chloride channel activity. Lineage: Eukaryota; Metazoa; Arthropoda; Insecta; Coleoptera; Lampyridae. Gene Ontology annotation, cellular component: plasma membrane.
AGCCUUGGUAUAUUGGGGUCGAUCCCGGCAGCAUGGCUGAUACUCACACUAUUCGUCCUACUCAUCUACUUGCUCACACGAUGCUGCGAUCGUAAAACAAGGACUUCACGCUCAAUUUCCGCAUUAAAAGUGACGCUCGCGAUCACGUCGGUGUUAUGUUGCGCCGCGCUCGGUUUGGGUUUGUACGGCAACGACGACCUGCACAACGGCUUCUCUCAGCUGCUCACCGAAGGGCAUCAGGUCGAGCAGUUGGUGUCUCAAAUUCGAAAUCAGACGACCCAGAUCGAGAAGACGCUGACGAAAAACGAAGAAUCUCAACUGACGACCAUUCGCGACGCGUUCGAUAAUUACGCGACCAAUCAAACCGCAGUUGCUCAACUGUUGAAGUGGAUCGAUAAUGCGAUCAGCAACAAUUCGGAUGCCAUGCACGCCGCGUCCGAUAUUAGGCUACCGUUAGAACGGAUACACUUAACGGCUAAGAUUAGAUUAGCCGAAAAAAUCGAGACCUGGAGAUGGCCGAUUACUAUGACUGUUCUUAGUUUAUUAUUAGUGUUGUGUGUUGUUUUACUAGUAGGCGUGGCGCGCCACAGUCGUUGCGCACUUAUUGCGUUCUCAGUUUGUGGUCUACUGGCGGUAAUCGCCUCGUAUCUUAUGGCAAGUGUAUAUCUAGCGUCGAGCGUAGCUUUGGGGGAUUUGUGCGUGGCCUCCGAUAAAUUUUUAGAGGAGGAAGCUUCCCCCGAAUUACCGAGGGAGAUAGUUAGGUACUACACGAGCUGUGAACGCGCUCGCGCGAACCCUUUCACUCAACGAUUGCGCGAAGCCAAAGCCUCAAUUGUGGCACUGAGGGAGGUGGUUAGAAAAAUGCAGAAACCUGCAAAUGAGUUGUUUCCAGGCAAAGGUCUCGAGCCGAUCUUUAUAUCUUUAAGUAACCAAAUAAAUGAUGCCGAUAAACUGUUUGAUACUCUCAUGACACUCGUCGAUUGUCACGCACUUCAUGCGCAUUACUUACGGGGCGCACGCGCCUUGUGUAACGUAGGCUUAUUGGGAUUAUCCCUCAUGUUGGCUUCCUCGGUGCUAGCUGGGAUUCUACUCACGAUCCUGGUAUGGGUUGACUCACACACGUGGAUUUACAUCAGAAAAAGGAAAGAUUACCAUCAGGUCAACGAGACCGACACGUCAUACCUACCGGCGCCGGCAGCGAGUCAAGCAAUCGCGGCGAGGACCUUACAACGUAGCCAAGGGUCGUACCCUCCUGAUACUCCUCCGCCUAGCUACACAUCUGCCAUGCUGCAUAUCAGCCCGCAUGCCUCAGCUCCCCCGCAUGAAGCUCAGUUGCUCAUUGAUGGGUGUGACAAACGAUCAACAGAGGCCAGAGGAGCCCAUCUCUCUCAUCUCAGGGGCCACACUCUCGGACGCCUGCCAUCCCACCAUCACGAAUCGUUCUCAGGUCCUAACAAUGAGAAAGAUUCUUGUUCGAGGCCUUCUUCUGUUCUUAUGAUGGCUUCUCAUCACCUCAGCCUAGCCAAGAUUGUUUUGUUAAAAAAAUUACAAGUCUGCCUGCAAGGACUUCCCAAACUUCAAAGGUUUUAAGUUUGAUCAGCAUCAGAAAGCAUCGCGCCAAAUGGAGGCGCAACGAACCGCGAACAUACAAAAGUUCAGCUCGCUCGGUAGGCGCCCGCUGCCGCAAACGCCCGACGAGAAGGCGCGCAAGCAGCCGCCGGUCCCGAAGGUGCCGACGACGAUCGCGCAGAACAUCGAGACGCCUCUGAACGUCGCCAAUUUUCGUUCGUUGCAGCGCGGCGCCUGGCAGGACAGCUGCCUGCAGGCGAACUCGCAAUUUCGGUCGCUUCAGCGCGGUGCUUCCGCAAAUCCAUGUUCACAUUCGCAAUUUCGAUCUGCGAAAGUACAAGACCAGACGCAUAACGAAAAUUUGUAUGCGAAUAGUGAAAGUGAACGACAACUUUAUGCUGUUACCGAACUGUAAAUAUUUAGUUUUCUUUUGGGAAAUGCAGGCAGAGUGGCUUUUUACAUUUCCAAUUUUUUUAUAAA